Molecule: messenger RNA, 2354 nt
Organism: Triplophysa rosa
Lineage: Eukaryota; Metazoa; Chordata; Actinopteri; Cypriniformes; Nemacheilidae
Gene: arf6b
Product: ADP-ribosylation factor 6b
Exons: 2
Coding region: 752-1279 (175 amino acids)
Biological process (GO): intracellular protein transport; vesicle-mediated transport
Cellular component (GO): cytoplasm
Molecular function (GO): GTPase activity; GTP binding
Source: RefSeq, a predicted model, not a curated record
CGGCUAAGAGACGUCUGUGACUGAAACGCAUCGGACUGAUCAAGUUGAUUUAACCUGCUGUGGGACAGGGCUCGACCCAGCGAGGUUGUGCUUGCUGAGGACGGAGCCGAGGGGCACGUGAGACACCAUUCGAAUUCGGGACGGUUGAAAUCGAUGCGGCUCAGCUUCGGACAGCCCAGAUGACAGACCCACCGGCCAGCCAAUUUAAUGCUUCACGGUCGAGGCUCUGAAGGUCUUCAGCUGCUAUUCAGUUACAUUUUGGGGGAAGGACGUGGAAAAGCCCCCGAGAAAGACAUUCACACGCCAAGAGGAAGAGGUCUCGCAGCACUUAAAAUCACACAGGAAAAGCUCUUAAAAUACAAUUAAACGCUGCUUUUGCCGUUUUUCCUUGGAUUACUGUUGAGUGCUGUGUUUUUUCUUCAAACUGGUACCACCCCAUAACUGGAGCAAAAGCUUAACAAAACGAGCUUUGACCUUCUUCAUCGAAUUUGUAGUACUGAAAGUUUUCAGUACUGUCGCUUAAUCAAUAGUUCAGUAGUCUGCUGGUGCUUGUUUUAUUACUGAUAACAGUGACUUUAUGCCCAGCUAUUAACGUGAUACACACCCCCGUCGUCCUGUUUACUUCCAAACUUGACAUUCCCAGAAAGAGAUCUCGAAGAAAAAAAACAUCCAUUUAUCAGUUUGUAUUGUCUUAAACAAACCGUAUCAUUCUUUUUUGGAGGGUGGUAACCAUUUAUGAACAAUUUACAAGAUGGGGAAGAUGCUGUCAAAGAUAUUUGGUAACAAAGAGAUGAGAAUAUUGAUGCUCGGAUUGGACGCAGCUGGGAAGACCACCAUCCUAUAUAAAUUGAAGCUCGGCCAGUCCGUGACCACCAUACCCACCGUCGGUUUCAACGUGGAGACGGUCACCUAUAAAAACGUCAAGUUCAACGUGUGGGACGUCGGCGGACAGGAUAAGAUCCGUCCCCUCUGGCGGCAUUACUACACGGGCACUCAAGGGUUAAUUUUCGUGGUGGAUUGUGCGGAUAGAGAUCGCAUUGACGAGGCCAGGCAAGAACUCCACCGCAUUAUUAACGACCGCGAGAUGCGGGAUGCCAUCAUUUUGAUUUUCGCUAACAAGCAAGAUCUACCGGACGCCAUGAAACCGCACGAAAUCCAGGAAAAGCUGGGACUGACACGCAUCAGAGAUAGGAAUUGGUACGUGCAGCCCUCGUGUGCGACCACCGGCGACGGACUGUAUGAAGGCUUAACUUGGUUAACAUCUAACUACAAGUCUUAAUGACACCGUUUGGCACUGACUGUUUAGGACAUAAAAUAAACUCAAUAUGGGGAAAAUCGGACGCCUCUAAUGAAUAUUCAUAAUAUUUUGAUUUAUAGUUAACAUUUAUUUUUGUUUUGAAAUUACCCUUACAAAGUUAUAGUUUUGAAGCAUAAUGGGUUUGGCUUGCUUUUAGUUUUCUGUGUAUUGUGACAUACACUUGUCACACGCCACGGACUGUGGCUUAUAACAUGAAAAAUCAUUCCUGAAUGAAGAGUCUCUAUUUUUUCUUUUUGAGAGUAUAGGUUUUAUAUCUUUGUUGUCUUCACCUUCUUUCUUUGAAAACUGAAAUUCAAAGGUUUAAGUCCAUCAAUGUGUUAAAGACAUUUUGUUCUGCAAUAUAUCAGAUUUGUCAAGGCAUCUACUGUAACUCAGCGCGGUUUUGCUGAGGAGGUUGUAGCAUACUAACUGUAAGUAGCUGCGUGGAGUUAUGGCACGGUUUGAAACCCAUUUUACUUAUGAUAUCACUGACAUCCAAUAUUAAUCUACUUGUAAAUGAGUCCAUGGAACAUUUUAUGCAAAAGUUUUGGGCUAUAAUACUGGAAGGAACACUUGCCAUUGACAUGCUUCUCUUUACACAGCGUAAUCGAAAAGAGUGAUGUUUUGUGCUCUCAAAAGAGGCUUUAUCUUUUCAAGAUUGUUGACGGAGAGAUGCCUUUUGUAUCCCGUUUACCAUUUAGACUAAUCGCAUUGAUCAGAUUGUCUUUCAUUUACAGUUCUCUUUCUAAAAUGUGGGAUUAUUACAUUCUUGCAUUUCAAAUGUAGUGCCCGCGUGGUAGAGUGGACUAAAUUUUUAAGAGAAAUGUUUCAUCCUGUUCAUGUCAUCUCUUUCCUUUACUCAUUUUGAGAAACAUGUACAGAAGCAGCUAUGUAAUUGUAACUUCAAAUUAAACUUAGUCAUUUUAACAGGUUUUCUUCAUUCUUGUUCUGAGCAAAUCUGCUGCCUUUGACUUUAUGUUAUCGGUGCAUGGGACUUUCCACAGUUAUUUAAGAAGCCAAAGUCAAAUGGAAAAUCUGCUAAACCUUUCUAUGCUAG